AUUAUCGUGUUUGUAAAGCGCACCUCAUUAUAUAAUAACGCCACGUAUGAUUGAACCGGGUGGUCUCGUUAUUUAUUUAUUUAUUUUAUUUUUUUAAGAAACGGAAAAUAUUUGAUGUAGGUUUUUUGUUUUAAAAGUAAUCGUUCUUUAACUAAUACUGCAUUGAGCUGUUAACUGUAUUAUCGGUCAGACUCGGUAAGAAAUAUUUGUGUACAGAACGGCAGCCCAUCCCAAUCCGCGCUUUAAAACGUAUUGUAGUACGACCACUGAGAAGUACGGGGGAAGAGGAUGAUGACCGUUUCAAAAUUGACCCAGAUAAAAUAAACACGAAAAUCGGUCAGUCCUUACAGCGUCCACAGUGGUAGCAGCGGUCUUCGUCUGAAGCAUUACUGUAGCUACGGCAUCGGUGUGAAAGGGAGUGCCUUGUUCCACGAGUAUUUUCGUUCUCCGCGUUUAUUACUCGGUACAGUUUCAAGGUGCACACGGAGAUGCGCUAGCCGGGGUUCCGCACGCGCUCGGUUAUAGCAGCGUUCCAAAGGAAAAAAGGCUGGCGAGCGCGCCCUGGCCUGGGGGGAAAGAGGCCUCUCGCCCUGGGCCUGCCUGGAAGCGAGCUCCUUCGUCUGACGCGGAGCCGGUGCUGGUGCCGGAGCCGGUGCCGGUGGUGGUGAGGACCGCGGCUCGGCCACCGCGGGAAUGGCGGUGCCAUCGGCGCAGGAGUUCCACUGGCAGAGCCUGGCGCGGCUCUCCGGCGGGCGCGUCUACCACUCGCUGGCGGAGGCGGGCGGGCAGCUGUACGCCGUCGGGGGCUGCGACGAGGGCGGGCGCCCCAUCAGCGCCCUGGAGCUGUACUCGCCCGAGGUGGACCAGUGGGUGGGCCUGCCCGCCAUGCCCACCCCGAGGGCCGGGGCGGCCGUGGCCGUCCUGGGCAAGCAGCUGCUGGUGGUGGGCGGCGUGGGGAAGGACCAGCGGCCCCUGAAGGCCGUGGAGAUGUACAACACGGACGAGGGCAAGUGGAGGAAGAGGAGCUCCCUGCGGGAAGCCGCCAUGGGCAUCUCCAUCAUGGCCAAAGACGGCAGGGCGUUCGCGGUCGGCGGUAUGGGGGCGGACCUGCUCCCCAGGAGCAUCCUGCAGCAGUACGAUCUCCGCAAGGACGUGUGGGCCCUGCUGCCCUCCAUGCCCACGCCCCGCUACGACACCACCGCCUACCUGCUGGGCUCCAAGAUCUACGUGGCAGGCGGUCGGCAGUGCAAGCGCUCGGUGAAGUCCUUUGAGGCGUUUGACAUGGAGAGCCGCUCCUGGGCAACGCUGCCCAGCCUGCCCUGCAAGCGGGCGUACGCGGGCGUGACGUGGGACCGCGACGGGCACCUCCACUGGCUGGGCGGGCUCCGGCAGGGCGGCCUCCACCAGCGCUCCAAGUUCACCAACAACGUCAACAUCUUCGACACCCAACAGGGGUUUUGGCGUAAGUCAGAGGACACCGUUUCCAUGAAGACCAAGCGGGCGGACUUUGCGUGCGCUUACCUGCGUGGGAGGAUCGUCGUUGCGGGGGGACUUGGAAACCAGCCGUCUGUAAUGGACACUGUGGAGGCCUUCCACCCCGAAAAAAGGAAAUGGGAAAGGCUUCCUCCCAUGACCACGCCCCGCUGCUCCGCCUCCAGCAUUGUCAUCCGAGACCGCCUCCUCGUGGUGGGAGGGGUUAACCAAAUCCCCAUUUCUGCCCACGAGAUACUGUAUGUCAAAGAUGAGGAGAUUCUUUAGCUGCACCAACUGAGCUUCCAGCACUAAAGCGAGACUUCUUAACCUGGGGUGCCUUUUGAAAGGCAGAGAGUAAAAAAAAAAAAACAGAGUCAUAGAUAGUAUAUUGGGAGAUGUAGUCCAGAACUUAUGUAUGUUAAGUAUGGUUGACCAGUUCUGGACUCCAACUCCCAUCAGCCCCUUUGAAACAUGUUCUAUGGUGUUUUGCCAGUUGGAUGCACUCUUGAUUUCAUGGAAGUCAAAUUACAUUGAGUUUUGUGUCACAACAGCAUUAUGACCUGAGAUUCACAACUAGGAGGAAAGCAAAGACUUGCAAUUUUACAGGACAGCACUGGCAAUAUUUUUCUCCUAAUGUAUGUAACCUACAGGACUGUUUAUUGGUAGCAAUGUCGGUUAAUUCAAACACAUUUGAUGUGCAUUUUCUAUGACCUUCUCUAUGCCUUUACUAUGUAGUCACAUACAUGCACACACACACACACACACACGCCACUGCACACUCAUAAUGUUUGUACCUUGGCUUAGAAAUUAGCUCUCUUGUUUCAAUACAAACACAAUUUCUAUAAUUUAUUUUGGUGGUUGGUGAAUUAGUCAAAUUAUGUUUGUGAAGGAAACUAUUGUUAAUUGUCAGCCAAGAGUUAAUCAAAUUCAAGGUUUUCAGUGACUGCAUCAUGCAUUCAAGCAAAAGGUUGAGAAGACCUUUCCAUAGUUCUCAAUAUAAUAAUAUAGUAAUGUUAUUGAUUCUGAUAAACAAUCUUAACUUGAGAGAGAUUUUUUUUUUCAGGAAAUCUUUGCUUUUUGGUUCUGUUUUUAUAUUUUUCACAGCACGUAUAAUUGUGUUUGCUAUUCAAAAACAAUUACUUAAUGUAGCGACUAUCACAGCACAUAAGAAAUAUUGAAUGCAUUCAUUUAUAAUAAGGUUUAUAGUUCUUGCUAGUUGCGUCAUGUCCCACAGGAUCCUUUAUGCAAUUUAACAGUAGCACUGUCAUUUGGCUGUGUGCAUUUUGUAUAGGUGACUCUAAAAGUUGUGUGUUGGUGCAAAAUACCUCACUUUGGUUUGUCAUUAAUUGCCAUUUUUUCUGUAUCCACAAUGUUAUAUUGUUAUAGUGAGAAUGAUAUAAAUGAUAGUCCUGGUUUAUUGUAUAUUUGUUAUUUAUAAUAGUAAUAAAUUGAUAUUUACACUUCA
This is a messenger RNA of Anguilla anguilla (European eel), 2938 nucleotides long. RefSeq names its product kelch domain containing 8A (gene klhdc8a). The record is from RefSeq and is a predicted model, not a curated record. The coding region runs from base 694 to 1758 and encodes 354 amino acids. The transcript is spliced from 6 exons. NCBI's taxonomy places the organism in Eukaryota, Metazoa, Chordata, Actinopteri, Anguilliformes, Anguillidae. Gene Ontology annotation, molecular function: protein binding.